AUGACUAAACUGGGAACUGAUAGUGAUAUGUUAGACAAAUGUGACAAUUGUGGCAAAAAAGACGACAAUAAUGAAACAAAUCGUGAAUCGAUGUCAAAGAUUAAUGAAAAUCAACUAAAAGAAGAAGAUAAUAAUGAAUUGAAAAAUAUUGUCAUCACUGAAGGUGUUGAGGAAUGUGAUGUCCGAUGUUGUGGUAUUUGUGGCAAAAAUAUUAGCUCAGAGGACAACAGUUCAGCAAAACAACCGAUUAAAAACUCGACAAAUACUACCAACACAUACGGCAGCAUUAAUCCAGUGGUUGUCAUCAAUAUAUUCAAGGAUGAAGAUCCACACAUCGGAAUGGGAGGUGUUAUUAAUGAGGCUUUUCUUAAUGAAGAUGACACUCGUUAUGAUCUGAAAAUAAUACCUGAGGUUGAAGAAGAAGAUUCAAUAAAAAACCAAAAUAUUGAACAUCUAUCGAAAGGAGAGCUACCAUUUAGGCAGUCGUGGAGGACAUCAUCGAAAAGGUCGAUGUCUUCAAUGUUGUCACAUAUUUCUCACAAUUCAUCUCAAUUUCGAUCUCAUACACCUUCCCGAAGAAGAUCCUCAGCCGUCACCUCAAAUGCUAGUGAAAAGCGAAGAGAUAGCAUUCGGACAAUGCUUUUCGGUGAUCCGGGUUUGUCGUUACGACGGUUUAGUCAAGAUAUACGAAAUACUUAUCCAAAUGAAAACAAAGAGUUUAACGGAGAAAUCGAAACAUAUAAAGUCAUAUUUCUUCAGGUCUUUCUUCCCUUUCUUAUAGCAGGCUUUGGUAAUGUUGGUGCCGGUCUUAUACUUGAUUCUGUACAGCACUGGGAUGUCUUUAAAUCGGUGUCCGAGUUAUUUAUAUUGAUAGCUUCUUUUCUGGGAUUUAAAGGCAAUUUAGAGAUGACAUUAGCGGCCCGAUUGUCAACUCAGGCUAAUUUAGGAAACCUCGAUAAGCCGGCGCAACAGUGGGGACACGGCAUAGGAAAUAUUGUUUUAAUUCAAUGUCAGGCUAUAGUUGUGGCACUUUUGGCCGCACUGUUUGCUGUUGCAGUAAACACAGCUAAAGACUGGCAGUUUCAAUUGGAUCACUGUUUGCUAAUCUGUGCCACCAGUUUGAUCACAGCAUCGGUGACCGGUUUUUUUCUAGCCUCUCUCAUGAUAGCCGUAAUCAUACUGGCCCGAAAAGCGGGUGUCAAUCCGGACAACUGUAGCACUUUGAUCGCUGCGUUUCUCGGCGACAUAUCGGCAGUCAUAAUGUUGGCCGGAACAGCCAAACUGUUAUUUGAAGUACAACAUAUACGAUGGAUUGCACCGGCAUUUAUACUCAUUUUCAUUGCCAUACUACCGUUCCUAAUAAUAUUAGCAAAAAACAAUGAAUACACUCGAGAACUAAUUCAUCAGGGAUGGUAUCCUAUUAUUAUAGCAAUGUUUAUUUCAAGCAUCGGUGGCUUUAUUUUUGAUUUAGCUGUUAGUAUGUUUGAAACAAUUGCUAUAUUUCAGCCAAUCAUUAAUGGUGUCGGCUCUAAUCUGGUAGCGGUUCAGGCCAGCAGAAUAUCAACGUAUUUGCAUCAGAGGUGCUCUUUAGGUGAAAAGCCUCCUAACAGUUGCAAAGUGAGCACAAAAAUAUGUCAAUCGCCUCACAAUGUGUUUAUUGGCACCAUGCCUUUUUUGUGGACAAAGAAAAUAGAUCCCGAUAACAGUGCAAUUCCUGGCAUAAUGGCAAUGGGAGAUCUCAUUGGCACAGCUUUAUUGACCAUUGCAUACAUGGUUUUGGUCACUAUAGGAGAUCCAAAUACAUUAAGCAAACAAAUUGACGAAUAUUAUGAAAUUUAA
Messenger RNA from Oppia nitens, 1839 nucleotides. RefSeq names its product solute carrier family 41 member 1-like. Gene Ontology annotation, cellular component: plasma membrane. The coding region runs from base 1 to 1839 and encodes 612 amino acids. Gene Ontology annotation, biological process: monoatomic cation transport. Gene Ontology annotation, molecular function: monoatomic cation transmembrane transporter activity. The record is from RefSeq and is a predicted model, not a curated record. The transcript has 6 exons. NCBI's taxonomy places the organism in Eukaryota, Metazoa, Arthropoda, Arachnida, Sarcoptiformes, Oppiidae.